Messenger RNA from Loxodonta africana (African savanna elephant), 951 nucleotides. RefSeq names its product olfactory receptor 2A1/2A42-like. Gene Ontology annotation, cellular component: plasma membrane. The transcript has a single exon. The coding region runs from base 10 to 951 and encodes 313 amino acids. The record is from RefSeq and is a predicted model, not a curated record. Gene Ontology annotation, biological process: detection of chemical stimulus involved in sensory perception of smell; G protein-coupled receptor signaling pathway. Gene Ontology annotation, molecular function: olfactory receptor activity; G protein-coupled receptor activity. NCBI's taxonomy places the organism in Eukaryota, Metazoa, Chordata, Mammalia, Proboscidea, Elephantidae.
CACAGGGAAAUGGGGGAAAGCCAGACUUCAGUCACAGAGUUCAUUCUACUAGGAUUUCGUCUCGGCCCAAUGAUGCAGCUGCUCCUAUUUGGGAUCUUCUUCCUAUUCUACACCUUAACCCCGCUGGGGAACAGGGCCAUCCUGGGGCUCAUCUAUCUGGAUUCCAGACUGCACACCCCCAUGUACUUCUUCCUCUCCCACCCGGCCAUAGUCAACAUGUCCUGUGCCUGCAACACGGUGCCUCAGAUGCUGGUGAACCUCCUGAGUCCUAUCACACCCAUCUCCUUCGCUGGCUGCCUCACACAGACCUUCGUCUUUAUGACUUUUGCUCACAAGGAAUGUCUUCUUUUGGUGGCGAUGUCCUAUGAUCACUAUGUGGCCAUCUGCCACCCCCUCCGGUACUCUGCCAUCAUGAGCUGGAGGCUCUGCAUCACCCUGGCCAUCCCUUCCUGGGCAUGUGGCUCCCUCCUGGCCCUGGUCCAUGUGAUCCUCAUCCUAAGGCUGCCGUUCUGUGGGCCUCAGGAGAUCAACCACUUCUUUUGUGAAAUCCUGUCUGUCCUGAGGCUGGCAUGUGUGGACACCGGGUUCAACCAAGUGGUCAUCUUUGCAUCCUGUGUGUUUAUCCUAGUGGGGCCUCUCUGCAUGGUUCUGGUAUCCUACACCUACAUUCUCUUUGCCAUCCUGAGGAUCCAGUCCGGGGAGGGACCCACAAAAGUCUUCACCACCUGCUCCUCCCACCUCUGUGUGGUUGGGCUCUUCUUUGGCUGUGCCAUUGUCAUGUACAUGGCCCCCAAAUCCAGCAACCCUGAGGAGCAGCAAAAGAUCCUUUUCCUGUUCUACGGCCUUUUCAACCCUAUGCUGAACCCCCUGAUCUACAGCCUGAGGAAUGCAGAGGUGAAGAGUGCCUUGCGGAGAGCGCUGUGCAAAGAGAGUCAUUCCCAAUCAGGGUGA